AUGGCUUCGCCAACCGUUAAUGCGCAGCCUAUAGACCGAUCAGAGGGGCCGUUUGUGUUGCAACCAUGGGUCGAUUCAGUGCCUCUCUCCGCAGAUGGCACUGACGGCGAUAUCAAGAUCAACUGUGUCGAGUAUUUUGACGGUAACCUCUACGUCGGCACUUCUGCCGCUGAGCUUCUUCACUUCGUUAGCAUCCCUCCAGAUCCCUCCGACCCGUCCGGACGACCGGUGUUCAUUCCAGCCUCCAGGCUCUCCCCCGCAUUCGCUGAAAACACCACCUCUCGACCUGGUGUUCAGCAGAUCUUGCUCCUACCUCGCGUUGGGAAGGCGUGUAUAUUAUGCAAUGGAACCGUCACAUUUUACUCUCUUCCGGAGUUGAGUCCAGUUUUUGGGACGAAGCAGGUCAAGAAUUGCGGCUGGAUUGGUGGCGUUGACUUGAACGAAGAGGGACUUGGCGAUGGAGCUACGAACACUGGUGAGACCGUCACGGCUCUUCUUUCUCUCAAUAGGCGAAUCCAAGUUGUUAGGAUUGACGAAGAUGUGCGCGCUGUCAAGAAUAUCGACUUUGCAGGAAGCACUCUUUCUGUGCGACGAGAUUCUAUAGCAUGUGUCGCGGAUUCAAAGACGUACGCUCUUCUCGAUGUGGACCGACAACUAAAGAUUCCUCUCAUGAACAUGUCAUCUUUGGAAGAAAAUCCUAAUUCUGCCGAAUUUGGUCAUGUCCAAGACAUUGCUAAGGGCGCUGGUGGACGAAGUACCUCGAGAAGCCGGGCACAGCCUAGAAGCAGUUCACAAAGCCAUAACCGAAGUGCUAGCCUGGGAACCACAGGCCCGUCUAGAGACUCACCAGCUCCCGAUUCUCGAGGAACAAGCCCACGGCCGCCUGCCUCACAGGCGUUAUCUCCCCCCGGACAGCCAUCGAGCCCUCGACCUCCCGAGGAGCAUAGUUCAACUCCGCCACCCGGCGACAAGCCGCUACCAGCACCCCCUCCGCCAUCUAGCCCAGCUCCACAGAUUGUGACAGUUUUCUUAAAGCCGCAUAUUGCCUCACCAACCCCAGAAGAAUUCCUUCUUGUCAUGGGCACGACUCCUUCUGAACCUGGUGUUGGCAUGUUUGUAAACCUUGAUGGUGAUCCUACACGGCCAACAAUUACAUUCGAUAUAUACCCUGAGCUAGUUGUGGUUGACGGCAAUUCAUCAGGUGCUAGCUCGUCAGAAGAUGAAGACGGCUAUGUGUUUGCCUCUAUGACAAAAGAUGUCCAGGGUGUCCCUCACAGCGGAAUUGAAAUUCAAAGUUGGAGCGCCGGUAAUGAAGCACAUCCCGAAAAGCAAUGGCUAGAAGCAGAUGAUGCUAGCUUAAGUGGGAGAUACGGGAUUCGUGCUCUCACAAACAGCCAGGAGACCCAAUCUGACGAGGUAGUUGAGAAACUCAGCAUGAGAAAAUUCAUACCGUUUCCUAGCUCAGCUGAGUUCUCCGCUCCAAAGUCACCAACGCUAAAGCCCUCAAACUCUCGGACUACUCUCUCAAUCGAACAGCUAUCAAAGGAGAAAGAACUCUUCGAGCGUGACGCUGAUUCACAAGACGGUGAGCCGCUUCCAGAGGGGUGGGAAGCCGCACGAAUUACAGAAGGUGAGGAAUUUGCUCGCCGCCUUGCAAAAUCCAAGACGCGCGUUGCUGUAUGGCGUGGCAAUCGGAUCUGGUGGGCUGUUCGAAAUCCUCUGAUUGUCCAACUCGACAAGAGAUUGGAGAUUGCCCGCCAGGCAGCAUACAAUGAUAAGCAAGAUAUUGAUAAACGCGCAAUCAUUAUGGUUUUAUCGGCUAUUCGCGAUCGUGAGCCAAAGACGGAGCUCGAAUUCACUACAUUUGGCUACAUACAACAAAAAGCUGGAGUCAUCCUUUUGAUCAAUCUCCUUCUCUCGGCGCCAGACACAGAAUUCUCAGACGAUGAAUUAAAUGCUUUACAAGAAGUACUAGUCGAAAGUAAGCUUGAUCCUCGGGUUAUCCUAUCUCUAAUUCCGGGUGUUCGGAAUGAAAUUAUCGAAGGUCGUCAAGGUAUUUGGGUUUAUGGCGGUGUAAAAGAAUCUCCUGAAGCUUUCCUGGCAAGUCCAGCAUUCCAGAAUCUAUAUCAAGAAGGCAUUAGAGGCCUUCCGCUCAAAACUCUGCAUUUUUUGAGGCGCUAUCUACACGCCUGGAGAAAGUUAAAGGGCUUUGGAAGCGUAUUAGUCGAGGCUGAGGUGUUUCGAACAGUAGAUGCAGCACUACUACUUGUGCUACUAGAGCUUGACAGGCAUUCGCCCAAGGGUCUAGGGAAGGGAGGUGCCGUCAGAGCUGAGAUAGGUGCACUGGUGGACGGCGGCAUAGACUGCUUGGAUCGAGCUGUCAGCCUCCUCGAAUCAUAUCACAGAUUCUUUGCUCUGAGUCGAUUAUAUCACAGCCGCAAAAUGUCUGCCGAUGUUUUAGCGACUUGGAAGCGCGUCCUCGAAGGAGAGGAAGACGAUGCCCAAGAGUUAGUUGACGGUGAACAAAGAAUAAGGGAUUACCUUGCCAAGAUCAACAACCAAGAACUUGUUCAAGAAUACGGUCUAUGGUUAGCCAACAGAAACCCAAGACUUGGCGUGCAGGUAUUCGCCGAGGAUAAGAGCAAGGCACCCAAGUUUGAGCCCGCGAAGGCAGUGGAGUUACUGCGUGCGGAAGCUCCAGGUGCCGUCAGAUAUUACUUGGAACAUUUGGUGUUUGAUAAAGGCUAUGAAACAUACGUUAACGAGCUUAUUUCAUAUUAUCUGGAGGUUGUCAUGGACGAUCUCAAAUUGGACGAGAGCCGGGAGCGCGUCUUAGCCGCGUAUGAUGCCUACAGAGCUCUUCAAAAUCCUAAGCCAACGUAUAGGCAUUUCCUGACUGAAAAUGCCCCUGAAAACGACGAGGUCUGGCAAAGCCGCCUUCGGCUACUUCAACUCCUUGGCGGCCCUCAUGAGUACGACGUUGCUGCGAUUAGAGAGCGCACCGACAAGUUAUCAGGCGACCUGCUCGUCCCCGAGGCCAUCAUCCUCGCCGGCCGAGAACGCAAGCACGAAGAGGCUCUGCGUCUUCUAGUCCACAAGCUUGGCGACUACGACACAGCGGUGUCGUACUGCCUCCGCGGCGGUGCGACCAUCUACUCUCCCAUGCAGGGCCGCCGCGACAGCGUACCCGAAAUCGAACAGCAGCGCCGCCUCUUUCAGGUCGUCUUCAGGGAAUUCCUCGCCAUUGACGACGUCAGCGAUCGCGUUGGGCAAACCAGCGCUCUACUUGACCGCUUCGGCGGGUGGUUCGAAAUUGACGACGUACUGGCUCUCAUCCCUGACCGGUGGUCAGUCGACAUCGUUGCCGGAUUCCUCGUUGGGGCUAUCCGAAAACUGGUGCAGGAGAAGAACGAGGCGAUGAUGAAGAGAGCCCUUAGUGGCACGGAGAAUUUGAGGGUGAGUUAUGAUUUGGUCGUGAAGAUUGGCGAGAAGGGGCCGAAGAUUGAGGAGGCGCCGAGUCAGGAAUAG
Messenger RNA from Trichoderma asperellum CBS 433.97, 3528 nucleotides. RefSeq lists its product as uncharacterized. The record is from RefSeq and is a predicted model, not a curated record. Gene Ontology annotation, biological process: endosomal vesicle fusion; vesicle-mediated transport; autophagy. Lineage: Eukaryota; Fungi; Ascomycota; Sordariomycetes; Hypocreales; Hypocreaceae. Gene Ontology annotation, cellular component: fungal-type vacuole membrane; cytoplasm.